CGGAGGAGGUUGUCAGGAUGGCGAACUUCAAGGGUCAUGCGCUUCCAGGCAGUUUCUUCCUGCUCUUUGGGCUCUGGUGGUCUGUGAAAUAUCCGCUGCGAUAUCUUAGCCAGAAAGUACAUAAGAAACCCCACAGGAUUUAUUGUUUCCAGCGUGUGGAUGCCAUCGAAGGGGGAAUCAAAAUCGUCUUUGCUCUAAUAGGGAUGCUGGCAGAGCAGUUCGUCCCGGACGGUCCGCACUUGUACAUCUACAGCGGGGAGAACCACGACUGGGUGAAGCUGAUGAACUGGCAGCACACCACCAUGUACCUCUUCUACGGCCUCUCCGGGAUGGUGGACGUCUUUACCUACGUCUCCCAGGUGGUGCCGCAGGGUCUGGAUCGCCUCAUGCUGUCCAUGGCUGUGUUUGUUGAAGGUUGUCUCUUUUAUUACCACGUCCUUCACCGCCCUAUGCUGGAUCAGCAUAUCCACUCCCUGCUGCUCAUCGCCAUCUUCUCAGGGGCCUGCAGCACCAUGCUGGAGGUCUUCCUCCGUGACAACAUCGUCCUGGAGAUGUUCAGAGCUGGUGUCACCAUCGUCCAAGGAACAUGGUUCUGGCAGAUCGGGUUCGUGCUGUUCCAGCCGUGGGGAGGUCCGAUGUGGGAUGAGAAGGACCACAACAACAUCAUGUUCAUCACCAUGUGCUUCUUCUGGCACUGGGCAGCCGCUGUGGCCAUCCUGACGAUAAACUACACUCUCACUUGCUGCUGCGUCCAGAGGUGCAGGAGAGGCGGCGAGCCCUACAUCGGCCUCGGAGUCCGGCAGCAAAAGUGUGACACGAGCUCCCAAGCUGCCUUCUUAAAUGGAUCUGAUGAAGAAUGA
This is a messenger RNA of Pelecanus crispus (Dalmatian pelican), 860 nucleotides long. RefSeq names its product transmembrane protein 45B. Lineage: Eukaryota; Metazoa; Chordata; Aves; Pelecaniformes; Pelecanidae. The record is from RefSeq and is a predicted model, not a curated record.